AUGAUGAACUUCUUUGGCGGCGGCUCGUCAGAGGAACAGUCGAACGCGAACGCUGAGGGAGGCGAGUCGUAUGGCGCGGAGAAGCUUUCUCUGAAUGAGGAGACCACGUACGGGUCUUCGGGUCAGGAAUCCGAGGGGUAUGAGAGCGGGGGGUACUCGGCUGAUAACAAUGAGGAGAGCAAUGCAGAGGGCGGGAGCGGGUAUAACGCGGAGAGCGGCAGCGGAUAUAACGCGGAGAGGGGCAGCGAGUAUAACGCUGAGCGGAGCAGUGAGGAUAACACGGAGGGGGGAAGCGGGUAUAACGCGGAGCGGAGCAGUGAGGAUAACACGGAGGGGGGAAGCGGGUAUAACGCGGAGAGCGGCAGCGGGUAUAACGCGGAGAGCGGCAGCGGGUAUAACGCCGGGGGGGGCAGCGGGGAUAACGAGGAGCGUGGAAGCGGGUAUAACGCGGACGGGGGCAGCGGGUAUAACGCGGAGGGAGGCAGCGGGGAUAAUGCGGAGCGCGGAGGCGGGUAUAACGCGGACGGGGACAGCGGCGGGUAUAACGCGGAGCGGGGCAGCGAGGAUAACGCGGAGGGAGGCAGCGGCUAUAACGCGGAGGGAGGCAGCGGCUAUAACGCGGAGGGAGGCAGCGGUUAUAACGCGGACGGGGGCAGCGGAUAUAACGCGGACGGUGGCAGCGGAUAUAACGCGGAGCGGGGCAGCGGAUAUAAUGCAGAGGAAGGCAGCGGGUAUAACGCAGGAGGAGACAAUGGGGGCGGUUACUAA
Molecule: messenger RNA, 768 nt
Organism: Closterium sp. Naga37s-1
Lineage: Eukaryota; Viridiplantae; Streptophyta; Zygnematophyceae; Desmidiales; Closteriaceae
Source: the annotation of a GenBank genome assembly